UCUCCGGUAUGGGUAGUCGUGUUACUCCUCAACUUUUUACCGGAGAUUUUCCCACUGUCACUGCACAUUCGACACGGUUUACAUCAGCUGGAAAUGGAUUUCUGAUCGGAAUAAGCCGAAAGUGAGCCCGACGACAGUUAAUUCGACCGUUUAGAUUCAUUUUUUGUUGUUCGAGUUGUUGAAGGAAGAGGGAAAAUGCCAGUUGCAACUCUUCUGCCUUUUACCGCGACCCCGAAUAGGAAGUCUGCCAGCCCGACCUCCUUUAGGUUGACGGAGAAAUUUAUCUUGUUAUUAGUGUUCAGCGCUUUUAUAACCCUGUGCUUCGGGGCCAUUUUCUUCCUACCGGACUCGUCUAAGCUGCUUAGCGGAGUUUUCUUUCAUUCCUCCGCGGUGGAGACCAACACCCGCACCGGUCCGGACAGCAGCUACUCAGGUUCGGCUGGAAACGACGAGAAGUUCCUGGCCAAAAUCAGGAAAGACCACGAAAAGGCUCUAUUGGAGGCCAAGGAUACUCUACAAAAGCGGCCCGACCAGAUAAAACAAGACAUUCAGACUGAGAAGGAGAAAGUUGUAAUGGAGGGUAUGGGUCAAGGUGGGAAGGAUGUCAAUAAUUUACCUGUCGUCGACUACCACCGUCCGCCCGGGGCGACUGGACACGAACCCCUGGACCCCGAGACCAGGGACCGGCGGGCUAAAGUCAAAGAGAUGAUGAAACAUGCGUGGGACAGCUACAGGCGCUACGCCUGGGGUUCCAAUGAGCUCAGGCCUGUCUCCAAGCAAGGCCACUCCAGCAAUCUAUUUGGCAGCAUUAAGGGGGCGACGAUCGUGGAUGCCCUGGACACCCUCUACAUCAUGGAAAUGUUCGAAGAGUUCGACGCUGCGACCGACUGGGUGGAGAAGAACCUCGACUUCAAUAUGAAUGCGGAGGUGUCUGUGUUUGAGGUGAACAUCCGGUUUGUUGGAGGUCUGCUGUCUGCCUACUACCUGUCAGGGAAGGAGGUGUACCGUAGAAAGGCGGUGGAGCUCGGUGAAAAGCUGCUGCCAGCCUUCAAAACACCCACUGGCAUCCCCUGGGCUCUGCUUAACCUCAAGAGCGGCGUCGGCAGGAACUGGCCGUGGGCGUCCGGCGGCAGCAGCAUCCUGGCUGAAUACGGCACCCUGCAUCUGGAGUUCAUGCACCUCAGCAAACUGUCGGGGAACCCUGAGUUUGCACAGAAGGUUAUGAACAUCCGGAAAGUCCUGAAUCGCCUGGACAAGCCUCAGGGGCUGUACCCCAACUACCUGAACCCCAACAGUGGCCAGUGGGGCCAGCAUCACGUGUCUGUGGGUGGCCUUGGUGACAGUUUCUAUGAGUACCUGCUGAAGGCGUGGCUGAUGUCUGACAAGACCGAUGAGGAAGGCAAGAAGAUGUACUAUGAUGCCCUGCAGGCCAUAGAAACCAACCUGAUGAGGAAGUCGAGCGGCGGGCUCACCUACAUAGCCGAGUGGAAGGGCGGGCUUCUGGAGCACAAGAUGGGUCACCUGACCUGUUUCGCGGGCGGCAUGAUCGCCCUGGGUGCUGAUGGGGCCCCCGGCGACAAGACGGGCCACCAGAUGGAGCAGGCGGCCGAGAUCGCCCGGACCUGCCACGAGUCUUACGCCAGAACGGGCCUGAAGCUGGGCCCGGAGGCGUUUCGUUUCGACGGCGGGGUCGAGGCCAUCGCCACCCGCCAGAACGAGAAGUACUUCAUCCUCCGCCCCGAGGUCAUAGAGACCUACAUGUACAUGUGGAGGUUCACCCACGACCCCAAAUACAGGGAGUGGGGCUGGGAGGCCGUUCAGGCUUUGGAGCAGCACUGUAAAGUGGAAGGAGGCUACAGCGGCGUCAGAGACGUCUACGCCUCGAGCCCGAGCCACGACGACGUCCAGCAGAGCUUCUACCUGGCCGAGACGCUGAAGUAUCUCUACCUGCUCUUCUCCGACGACGACCACCUACCGUUCGACCACUGGGUCUUCAACACCGAGGCUCACCCCCUGCCGGUCAUCAGGAAGGACAAAACAGACAGACCCAACGAGGUGGAGUAGUGGACGCCCGGAACGAGUGCGAGAACCUCUGAUCCUGUAAACCUGAGCCUCCAGCUGUCUGACUGAGAACAGUUUAGCCAUUUGGAGUCCCCAGUGGUCGAGAUGCCUCCUGAUGGGAUAACAAGUUGAUUUUUAAUGGGAUCAAACAGAGUUCGGGCCCCCCGGCUCUGAAUUCUUGCUGUAGAAUCCAGAUUUGUGUUUUGCUUUUGUUUCGUUGGGCUCUGGUCGAGACGUCGAUCCGGACCGACGCGUUUCCUGCCGGAUAGCUCGUCAAACGCUGCAGCGACGCCGUCAGAGAGUUAAACCCUCUCUGAAGACGUCACUGCACGAAGUUUAUUUUGUUUUAACUCAUGGGGAGGGACAGUCUGACGGCUUCUCACCAUCCAUCAGUGAUUUUGUUGUUCGUAGCUGCAGCUCCGCCCGGUCUUUGAGAACGCCGACAGACCUGAACCGGGCGCCUCUAACGUGGACCCAGAAAAACUCUGACGUGGCGAGCUAAAGGACGCUCGCUCGUUCGCGUCACGCACGUCGUCUUUUCCUUCUGCUGUACCGCUUCAGUGUCUGAACAGAACCCGGUUUCCCUGCAACAACGCCGGAGCCGCCGCCGCCGCCACCUCCGCCCGACCUCUGCAUCGUCUUCUCGGAAACAUUUCUAAAAACUGGCGGCUGUCUCUAUGGGCGUGAAGGAAAGACGCAGCACAACCCGAGCCUCUUUUUCUAAACCCCCAGAACCGAACUGAAGCUUCUUCCUCCUCGAACAAUCAGCGGCUCUCCACCUGCCAGUCGUUUCAGCUCCUCCCCACGACGUUUACACGCCACUGUCCCUCUUCUUCCUCUGCUGCUUCAUCUCUGUCGCCAUUCGUUCCUCCGCUUCACUUUUCUUUCUGGGGUUUGAUCGAUGCAGGUUUGAGGUUUCCCCCCUCAGGAUUUCAUUUGUCUCUCAGCAGGAAAAAAAAGCUCCUUAUUAGUGAUUUCAUGGUUUGGAAAGAAAAUAAUACCAAGAAAAAAAAAUCUCACUCAAGCUCCACUUUGGUGGAGCUCUCGACCACGUUUCAUGGUCUUCCUCAGCAGAUAGUUGAGUGGCAGAAUAAACCUUCAUGCUCGGUAUUAUUGUUCCAUUCAGAUCUUUGAAAUUAAGAAAUUAAACCUUCCUGAAAUUUGAACAUUUGUUUGCAGAAAAAGGAAUUUUUCGACCCUUUUAGAUCGACUGAAGAGGAUCCUGCUGGAUCACAUUCGACGGCGAACCUGCGUAUUGGUCCAACCCUCUUUUUCCCCGUUGAAUCGCUUCUUCUCGUCUCCGUCCUCCGGUUUGGGCGUCGGCCGGCUGUGGGAUCUUCUCUCCUCUAUGAGGAGACGCGGACACUCGACUUUGCUGUAAUAUUUCACCGUCACUCAAACGCUCACACAAGAAGCCAUACUGAUCCUCCACAGCUUUACCACGAGCCGACACGCACUGCGUCGCUGUUAUAUGUUGUUCGUUCUGGUCGGAUUUUACGGUGAAGAUUUGUCCCGGCGCCACACAGAACCGUAGCCAGAUAAAAUCAGUUUAGUCUUCUUAGUGCCUUCACUGCUGAAACGGAGUCGGAGGGAAAAGCAGCUCACGCAAACACAAAAGAGUCAAGUGUUAAAUCGUCUUAGAGCUUUAAGUGAAGUUCCUCUGUCUCAGAUGAGGAUUUUACCAAACUUAGAAACUGAUUAAAGGAUAAUUCCUGCUUUUUAGUUCAAUAUUCGAUCUAACUCUGGCUUGAAAGUAGCCUGAGAGCUGGUGAGAACUUGGCUUCUUUGUGAUUAAUGGGAGAUCAAACCAUCUGAGGAUCAAAUCAAAUGAUUUAAAAUGAAAAUAAUAAGUAUUUUCUGCUACAUCAUGUGUCUCCUGACUCCUAGUUUGACCAACAUCUGCCAGGAACCAGUCGAGCUCCCGCUCAGCAGUUAUUUCCUUGACUACACUGACAUCUAGUGGUGAGAGCUUCCAAUUACAGCCUGCGGGAGUCUGAGCGGACAGAAACAUCAUGGAACAGUCAGUUAUAUACAUGCGAUUCCAGGUGAAAACCUCCUGAGAAAACAGCUUUCAGGUGUUGUUAAAAUCACAUCUGGUCCUGUAAUUAGAGAUCUGAGCUCUGAGAAAACCCCUGAAUUCAAACACAAGCCUGGAUCUUUAGGCGCUGCAGUUGAUCGAUUAGAGGAGCUUCAGUCAUUAGCUUUGCAGGUAUUCAUCAGUCUGAGUCUUUAUCGUGUAUAUUGUGAUGUGUCACAGAAAGGUGUUGUAUGAGAACUCUGUGCAGCUUUAAACAGACGGAUCGGACGGUUCGUCUUCAGAGAGCUCAGUCUGAACCACUUUGCUGGGCUCAUGGGUUUUUGGUAGCUACCAAUAUUCACCAAAACCUGCCCAGAUGGAUUCGUGGGUAGAUUUUUUGUCCCCAUACAUCCUGAAUGUGUUAUUUCCUGCUGCAAGAUGAUGCCGAUCAGGUCCUCAAGCAACAAGAAGAGCUCAUAAAACCUUCAGAUUUAGAGAAACUAAAGAGAAAAAUGCAAAAAAAACCCAAGAAACUUCAAAGUGUUUGUGCUGCAGAACAUCCUCAUAAAUCCAGUUUAAUCCCACAUGAUGUUGUGUUCAUCUGAUUCUGACCUGGUUGUAAUUAUUCAGCAUGAAACGAGUCCUGUGUGAGGACCAGCACGCACACAUUUAGCGUGGCGUUGAGCUCCUGAGCUGAGAGAAAUCCCUCCACGUUCUUUCUAUCACUGUACAGACGACGUGUGUUCGUGUUUAAUCUGUGUUUGCUUCACUUUCUUGGUUUAGAGACAUUUUAUUAUCCAUGUGAAGUUUUAUUGUAAUGGUUGAUUUUGCAGAUUGUGUUAAUUUAUUCUGUAGACUUGGAGGGUUUGUGAGCUGACCCCCAGGUGGCGCUGUGGGUGUAAAUGCACCCUAAAUAGAAGCUUUGCAGCUUUUUUUUGUGUGUGUUUGGAUAUUUAUCUUCCAGACAAUCAGUGAUGAGCUGCUGUCUGAUUAUACCACCAAUGAAUUCCAGGUGUUUUUAAAGGUAACGAUAAUGUGGUUUAAUGGCAGAAAGAAGGCAAAGACCCACCUGGGAGUCAGUGAGACGCCCUGACCAGAGGAAAGGACUCGUAUGAAUGUACCAUCCAAUGUGAAGUGAAGAAUAUUUGAAAAGUUUUUGUCCUCUUCUGUUCGUUCUCUGUGCUUCUGUUGUUGUUGAGUUUUUCUUUUAUCUUGGAAAGCACAAAAAGUUGAAUCGUCGCGUGCAGACGGAGGAAAGUCUGCAGGCCAUCAGAGGACGUGACGGACGUCUCGCUGUUUCUGACGACAGGAAAUGGUCCAGAUCUGAUUCACAUUUAUGUUUGUCGUUCAUGCCUCCGAGGAUCGGACAUAUAAACACCAACAUGUAGGGAUAUUCAGCGUUAUAGUACAAACCAGAUCCGCUCAGAAUUUGUGUUUUGUGAUGUUGAAAGCUGCAGGUUGUAGCGAGCAGUGCUGCAGCGUCCCUCAGACUCCAUUCUAAACACAAAGGCCCAGCCCGGCGUUGGUAAAUACUGAAAAUGACUUCCUGUUUAAGGUAAUCAGCUCGUGCUAAGCUAGUUUCAUUCAGUUCAUCUGUUGGUGAAGCAUCAUUAGAUCAUUUGAUAUGAUAAACAGCUGUUUCCAUGGUGAUUUAUGAAUGAUGGCGUGAAGCGGCGGCCACGUUCCCUCCUUUUGAUUGAGUCGAUUGAUGAUUGAUCCAUCCAUUGGUCCAGGUGCAGUCACACCUGUCAUCUGGACUCAAAGGGCUGAUCCCGAGUGUUCCCCGGCGGGACGUCAGACGUUUCGCAGCUGGGACACAUGAAGCCCCACAUGUGUUUCUGUAGGGGCCCUUUAACUGGAAGAGUUCAUGUUUUCUCCUCUCGUGAUCCAGUCGCUUCACCGAUGAAUGGUAGGAAACAGCAGAAUGUAUCUGUCAGCGGGGAGUCCGCUUCAGCUUCAGCUUCAGUCAGUCUGGUUCUGUUUUGUUCUAUUCGUUAAAAGGUUUAAUUGUUUUUUGGUGAUUUUCUGGAUCUCCGUGUUGACGAUCUGUUGCGUUCCGAUGCCUUCUAUUGGUGAAUAUUAAAGGGGAGCUCCACCUUUUUAGGAAUUCAAAACCAAGUCUGUCCUUGCAGAUGACUGAGCGAGACUGAGUCCAGGACUCCAACAGUCCGACCUUUCAAAAAGGCGGCGUUUCCCUUCAAAGGUUUAAUGUGUGAAACCAACCUCAGAAAUAUAUCUGUACAGAAAUUGCUGAUAAUCAUUCCAUUGCACAUAGUUUACUUUGCGUUUAUAUGCAAUAUUUUAAUUUUGUGGGGAAAUCUGUUUUAUUGUGUUAAUAUUAUUAUUGAAAAAUGUAAAUAUUCCAUUCCGGCAGGUGAGCCGUUCGACAUUUAUAUAAAAAUCUUCUGAGUUUAUGGAUUAAAAUGAUAUUAAUAAGCAGCAGACUUUUUAAUAAACUAUAUUUGUUACACUUCUAUUGUGAAUAAAAAAGUCU
This is a messenger RNA of Chelmon rostratus (copperband butterflyfish), 6572 nucleotides long. RefSeq names its product mannosidase, alpha, class 1A, member 1 (gene man1a1). Gene Ontology annotation, biological process: carbohydrate metabolic process; N-glycan processing. Gene Ontology annotation, molecular function: mannosyl-oligosaccharide 1,2-alpha-mannosidase activity; calcium ion binding. The coding region runs from base 196 to 2064 and encodes 622 amino acids. The transcript has 12 exons. The record is from RefSeq and is a predicted model, not a curated record. NCBI's taxonomy places the organism in Eukaryota, Metazoa, Chordata, Actinopteri, Chaetodontiformes, Chaetodontidae. Gene Ontology annotation, cellular component: Golgi membrane; endoplasmic reticulum; extracellular exosome.